AUGUCGAACGCUGUGGUUGGAAAUGUUUACGAUCAGAUCAUCAAAGACGUCAUCGAAAGUUCUCGGGUUGACUUCGAAGAAUGCGGCGUAGAUGAGUCCGUCCUGGACGAACUUCGUGAGGUAUGUGUCCGUUUGCUUGCCUUGUUCUCUUUCGUGAUGCAUGCUGCAUCUAGGAUGGCAAAAAAACUUACGCAGCUCCGGGUUGCCGAGUUUCCUUGGGACCCUAAGCCCGAUGCGAUGGUCCCACCCCCAGGUGCCUCAGCACCUACCAAUGCCACAUUCGCCCAGCAGCAUAGUCCCCAACCUGGGGCCCAGGCCCUGCCGCUUCCCGCGGCACCUGCUGCCGUGAACGGCCAGCAACUCCCAGGUGAUAUUAAGAUGGAACCCGAUAUCAAGCAGGAGCCCGGUCUUUCUUCCAACGUUAUGCCCGGCUCCUUUUCGACAGACCCUCGCAGCGUCGCUGCCGCCCGUGCCUCUCAAGCCCUCCAAAAGAAUUACGGCAACAGGGCUACCAGCUCUAUCAAUGCUAUUCAAGCUGGCAUGACGGCGCAGGCUCAGGGACUCAAUGGCCAAGGCUACCCGCAGGGUCAACAGAACCCUGGCCACUUACCCAUGCCUCAGACUGAUGGCGCGGAUGAUUCUCUCGCUGAAGGCGUUUUGAUGGGACAAAACACAGCUGGAGAGAUGGUGGAAAUGGGUCGAAUGGAUAUCGACAAGAUGAUGCAUGAGCAGAUCCUCGCCAAAGCCAAGGCCCUAGAAGGUGGUGGCUUCAUGGUGCCCUUAGAGGAAGCUCUCAAGCACCCUUCUAAGGCUCGCAAGGUGAAGAAGACAGGUCUGCCUCAGGUUGACGGCGGUGAUGAUGACGAUGGGGAAGACGCCAUUAAUUCAGACCUCGAUGACACGGACGAUGACCGGGAGGAUUCAGAGGUAGAUGACGAGGGCUUGAGUCACAUCAUGCUUUGCAUGUAUGACAAGGUGCAGCGAGUGAGGAAUAAGUGGAAGUGUACCCUUAAAGACGGCGUACUCACCGUGAACGGCAAGGAGUACGUGUUUCAAAAGGCGACCGGGGAGUACGAGUGGUAA
Messenger RNA from Parascedosporium putredinis, 1083 nucleotides. The record is from the annotation of a GenBank genome assembly. NCBI's taxonomy places the organism in Eukaryota, Fungi, Ascomycota, Sordariomycetes, Microascales, Microascaceae.